Molecule: messenger RNA, 3606 nt
Organism: Aspergillus terreus NIH2624
Lineage: Eukaryota; Fungi; Ascomycota; Eurotiomycetes; Eurotiales; Aspergillaceae
Product: GTPase-activating protein LRG1
Exons: 5
Coding region: 1-3606 (1201 amino acids)
Biological process (GO): actin cytoskeleton organization; signal transduction
Cellular component (GO): cytoplasm
Source: RefSeq, a predicted model, not a curated record
AUGCCUCCCGGCGACGUUCCUUUGCCGGACAGCCUCGUGCCGGGCAACGGGGCUGUCCGCCCGACUUUGAACACGAGUGGUUACGGAGGAAGUUAUCAAAAGCAGACGCCUACAUCUCCCGCAGAUAGCAAUGUCCCAUUCGAUUCGCCCCGCGCCCUUUCAGCAGGAGGAAGAAAUGGCUCGGCGAACAGUCCUAUCGAUGGUGGCUAUAGCCCGGUCACCCCUGUGACGAGGGAUCCCACAACUCCUCAUGACCAGCUUGGAUACUGGGAUCGACCGGCGCCCCGUGAAAAUUCACGUUCGAAUGGCCGAUCGCAUACGAAAUCUCCCGGCAGCACGACUAGAAUCUGUAAAAAAUGCGGAGAUCCGCUGACCGGUCAGUUUGUACGGGCGCUCUCGGCUACAUACCACCUCGAAUGCUUCAAGUGUGAGGACUGUGGCCAAAUCGUGGCAUCGAAGUUCUUCCCCGUCGACGCGGAAGACGGAAGUGGACAAUAUCCCCUCUGUGAAACAGAUUACUUUCGCCGACUGGACCUUCUCUGUCAUGAGUGUGGUGGCGCUUUGCGCGGAUCGUACAUCACCGCAUUAGAGCGCAAGUAUCAUAUUGAACACUUCACCUGUUCGGUUUGUCCGACGGUCUUUGGUGCACAGGACUCCUAUUACGAACAUGAGGGUAGGGUUUACUGUCAUUUCCAUUAUUCGACACAAUUCGCCCAAAGGUGCCAUGGGUGUCAUACUGCCAUCUUAAAACAAUUUGUGGAAAUCUUCCGCAACGGUCAAAACCAACAUUGGCAUCCCGAGUGUUAUAUGAUCCAUAAGUUCUGGAAUGUCCGUCUAGCUCCGACCGGGCAGCCUCUAGAGCCACCCCAGUUGGAUCUGGACGCUACCGAUGAAGAACGCAACCGAGUGCGGGAGGAAGAAGAGGUGAUGGAAGAAAAGGUCUAUAGGAUUUGGAGCAUCUUGUCCAGUUUCGAGGAAUCUUCCGCCGCCUGCAUCUCGGACAUGCUUCUGCAUGUGAGCAAUGGUACAUAUAUUGAUGGGGUUAUCGUCGCCAAAAGGUUCAUCGGACACGUCGAUGUUCUUUUCUCCGCAAUUGAUGAGCUCGCAGGUGCCAUCAGAACCCAGGGCAUGAAGGAUCUCUCCUUUGGGAGAGAAGCGAAACUCUUGUGCAAGAAGAUUGUCGCGUUCUUUGCACUUCUGUCAAAAACCCAAGAGGCCGGUGUUCGCAAGCUCGGUGUGACCCAGGAGCUUUUAUCGUUGGUCACUGGGCUCGCUCACUACCUCAAGCUUCUUAUCCGCAUUGGCUUACAGGGAGCUCUGAAGUUGGAGAGAGAGAAAGGUACCGCUGAUGGUCUCCACAAUUUCUUGGAUCAUCUCGGCGAUCUUGAGGCCCUCAGGCCACCGGAGGAGGAAGAAGCUACAUCCGACUUGAUGGCCGGUGUGGAAGUUCUCGCAGACCAACUAUCAGACUGCUGCAUUGCAUGCAAGGAACCAAUUGACGAUGAGUGUGUGAUGCUAGGUGACAACAGAUGGCAUGUUAAGCCGCCUCACUUGACCUGUGUGGCAUGUCAGAAGGAUCUCACUGCUACUCUGCAGGAUGCCUUGUGGAGUCCCAAGGACCAAAGGUCUUUCUGUACCGACUGCGCCUCCAGCAAAGGGCUCACCCCAGAAACACAAGCUGGCUUCAUCCGUGUGACCAAACUCCAGCAAUUUGUCUUCUUACUACGGGUUGCCCUGGCGCGACUGCUUACGGUCUUGCGAGCUGGGGGAUCACUUACAUCUGCUUCUGGUGAUAUGAAUGCCAGACCACAGGAUGGCAAUGAUGACCAAAAGACAUCUCCAGGAGGCCCCAUCCGCCGGUCCGCAACCAGAGGGAAGGGAUAUCCCAGGCAAGGUUCUGAGGAAUCGUCCCUCGAGCAGACUAUGGGUGAGAUGCGCCGCCUACGAUCUAUUCGAAAUGAGCGAACCUUGUCCACCACCUACAAGAAGGCUCGAGCCUCGCGAAUUAUUGAUGGACCCGAGGGGCGUAGCGUCAGGCCAGGCUCACCUGGUGGUGAAGGUUCCGAUCCUCGUGGCCCCGGCUUCCAGAUUGUAGAAGAGAGAGAUGCGAAUGGGGAGACAGUUACCGAUCUCACUUUCGGAAACCAAGAUGCCCUGACUCUGGACGAUAUUCCGAGGAUUGUCGCGGCCGAGCAAGCGAAGGAACAGCGCCCCAACGCGUAUAGACAUGCUGGCACCAAGCUCGUGGGGACUACUGAGCCUCUCCCAAGAUAUAACCGUGGUCAUCAACGCGACGUGUCAGGCGCUGGCAUAGAAGGGCCUCUCGAACAACCCGGAAGAACAAAGAAGUACUUUUCGGAACUUUCCGCGUUGGAGUACUUCAUCGUUCGACAUGUCGCGGUCUUGUCAAUGGAGCCCCUGCUGGAAGGCCAUUUCACCUUGGAGGAACUCUUAUCCCUGAUCGAAUCGCGGAAGCCUACGAUUUGGAAUAUCUUUGGUCGUGCCUUCAACAAAGAGGGCAAGAAGGUUGGAAAGAAGAAGGGUGUGUUCGGCGUCAAUCUCGACGUUCUUGUCGAAAGAGAGGGCACCGAGUCUAGUCACGGCGUUGGGCCCGGUGCAUUACGCAUUCCUGCACUGAUUGACGAUGCUGUCUCCGCUAUGCGCCAAAUGGACAUGUCGGUGGAAGGAGUGUUCCGCAAAAAUGGAAACAUCAGGAGACUGAAGGAUCUCUCGGAGCUGAUCGACAACAAGUACGAACAGGUGGACUUGACCAAGGAGAACCCUGUUCAGAUUGCAGCUCUCCUGAAGAAGUUCCUCCGUGAAAUGCCCGACCCGCUGCUGACCUUUAAGCUCCAUCGCCUGUUCGUGGUUUCUCAAAAAAUUCCCGACCCAGAAAAGCAAAAGCGACUGCUUCACCUGACAUGUUGUUUGCUCCCGAAGGCACACAGAGAUACAAUGGAGGUUCUUUUUGCGUUCCUGAACUGGACCUCUUCUUUCUCUCAUGUGGAUGAAGAGUCGGGAAGUAAGAUGGACAUUCAUAAUCUUGCAACUGUCAUGACACCGAACAUUCUCUAUCCUAAUGCCAAGAAUGGUACGGUUGACGAGAGUUUCCUGGCAAUUGAAGCUGUCAAUGCUCUUAUCACAUACAAUGACACCAUGUGCGAGAUUCCAGAUGAUCUCCAAAUGGUUCUCAGCGACACGAGCCUGUUGAAAGAGAACUCCGAAGUUACCACCAAGGAGAUCCUCAAACGGUAUGGGGACAUUGCUCGCGGAAGCUUUUCUCAAAAACCCAGUAAUGGCGGCGAAACUGUUACGAUCACCAAUGCUACCAGGGGAGCCAAUGCUCCUACCUCUGCACGCAUCGAGACAGACCCUUCACAGGAUGGGGCCUGGCAAUCCCAAAGCUCAGUACGCCAAGUGCAAGCGUCCGGCAGCCACGGACCUCCGCCGGGUGGAAUGGAACUUGGGCCAGCACCAACGAAUGACUACCGUGAGCGUAGCACAAGCAGCGGUAGCCAACACAAUCCCAUGCAACCGGAGGGACAAUCGCAACAACUCCCUUAUAGGGCACGUCCUAACGCAGGGCCAAUGGGCGUUGCUUCAUGA